This is a messenger RNA of Benincasa hispida (wax gourd), 1991 nucleotides long. RefSeq names its product Integrase-type DNA-binding superfamily protein (gene CRF9). The record is from RefSeq and is a predicted model, not a curated record. Gene Ontology annotation, molecular function: DNA binding; DNA-binding transcription factor activity. Gene Ontology annotation, biological process: regulation of DNA-templated transcription. NCBI's taxonomy places the organism in Eukaryota, Viridiplantae, Streptophyta, Magnoliopsida, Cucurbitales, Cucurbitaceae.
UUUCACACUCUCAUUUCGUCUCGCUGCUCAGAGAUUUGAGAGAAAAAGAACACAGAAAGAAAGAAGAGAGAGGGGAGAGAAUUUGAGGGAAAGGCUCUGUGUUGGAGAGCGAAGAAUUCAGAACAGAAUUAGCUCCGACAAGAAUCACAGACACCCCUCAAAGCAAAAUACUCUCUGAAGUCUUCAAAUAAUUUGUUCUCUCUUCCUCUCUCGACGUUUGUUAAGAAAAACUCGCAAAAGGGGGUUUAGCGGAGGGAUUUAUGUCUUCUGAGCUUCGUCUGUCCUCUGGAGCUUUGAAGCAGCUCUGGUUUUCUUCUUCGCCUCUGUUUUUCGCACUUCACAUGCAAUUUGAUUCUUGGCAACAACAAAGUUUUCGACCCAUUUUCAUGCAGUUAAGAUCAAAUCGGUCUUGUUCUGGAGUGAAGAGAUUUCAAGAUUCUUUCAGAUAUCAUAUUCUUUUCUCAAUUUUGGUUCAUUUUUGUUUCAGGGUUUUGGGUUUUCGUUGACAUCAAAGAUCGCCUAAAACUUUCUCUGCCUUCCAUUUCCCGGCCACCCUCUCAAUUUUUCACCCUUUUUCCUAAAACAAGUUUUGCCCUCGUUUAUUUGUUCAUUAUAGUUUGAGGAUAAAACGUCGUGAUUCCAAAGACAGUUUCCAAUCGGCGAUAUGUAUGGUAAAGAAGAGAAGAAAAUGAAGCACCUAAAAGAAGGAAAAUCCAGUUCUGUUAGGAAAAUUCGUGUACUGUUUCACGAUCCUGAUGCCACCGACUACUCAAGUGAAGAAGAUGAACGUGUCAAUGUCAAUCAAGGGGCUAAGAAGAUUGUUUGGGAGAUACCGUUUCCCGAUAUCCACCGAAAACCAUCCAAGGAGAGCUCACAGAAAGAAAGGACUGAUAGAGGCAAAUUCAAAACCAAGACUGAAGUAAAAGAAAGCAGUAGAAGCACACAGAGAUCAUCAUCGAUGUAUAAAGGCGUUCGACGAAGGAAAUGGGGGAAAUAUGCGGCAGAGAUUCGCGAUCCUUUUCGCGGUCGAAGAUUAUGGCUCGGUACUUAUAACACUGCAGAAGAAGCUGCUGUUGCUUAUCAGAGAAAGAAGCAUGAGUUUGAAAGUAUGCAAUCCAUGGAGAAUUACAGCAGUGAGCUAAGUGGAGAGAAAUUUGAGGAGAAGAAGAUCAGAUCACUUGUUGAAGACACUGUUGAAUCUGCAGAAAUUAUGGCAAUGUUUUCCCAUCCUUCACCGUCAUCAGUACUUGAUCUGUGUACUGGAAGUUUAUGCAGCAAUGGACUCAAGAAUGUAAUUGAAGAAUUCAAUGUGGAUCACACCAAGGAACAUACAAUCACAGAAAAAUGUAUGGUUGUGCUUGAUGGAGUUGAAGACAUGCUGGAAUCCAUCUAUAAAGAAGAGCAGUCCAUUUCAAACAUCUUGGAAGAGACACCGAUGCCAAUGGCGAUGCCAAUACCGCCAUUAGAUGACCGUGAAUUGGAUUUUCAAGUUCUUGAAGACAAUGCACUGAUCUGCAACGAUUUCGAUCAGUUAUCUGAUGAUAUGAACUACAUAGACAAUUGUACUCUAUACAACAUCGAAAACAGUCUCGGGGCACUCGAUCUUCCUCCGAUGGACAUAGAAUUUGACAAGGAGUUUUCUUGGUUUGACGAGACGUUGAGUAUAUCAUGCAUGUAAGUUUUGCAGUUAGGAGAUAUUAGUAUUGAGAGCAGUAAAAAAGGGAAAAAAAAAAAAAAAAAAAAGAGAUUGUCUUGAGUGAAUUUGAUCUAGAAAAUAAAACCAUUGUGAGGAUGCAAUCUGUGAUAAUGUUUUGGUAGAGGGAGAGAGUUCUUGGGUUUUUCUUUGUGCUUUUAGAGCCGUCCAAGAUAUUUUUUUUGUUCAACUCUCAUUUGUACUGCUAAGUUAUAUAAUUGUUAUCGUCCAUGCAAGUCUGAUAAGUUUUGCCUGCUGCUCUGCACCAAUUGUAUAUUCAGAAACUGUCAUUUUUAUU